This is a messenger RNA of Sycon ciliatum, 1385 nucleotides long. Its product is annotated as neuroguidin-like. Bases 141 to 1085 code for a protein of 314 amino acids. The transcript has 14 exons. Gene Ontology annotation, biological process: maturation of SSU-rRNA from tricistronic rRNA transcript (SSU-rRNA, 5.8S rRNA, LSU-rRNA). The record is from RefSeq and is a predicted model, not a curated record. NCBI's taxonomy places the organism in Eukaryota, Metazoa, Porifera, Calcarea, Leucosolenida, Sycettidae. Gene Ontology annotation, cellular component: nucleolus; small-subunit processome.
AAAAUAUGGCCCACGUUUCACUGACGAUUUUGUUUCUUUCAAUGGCAUUUUGCAAUAUUUGGCUCGAGCAUUUAUGUCAAUGUCUUGAGGUGCAAUCUCUUCGCCAGCCCAUCUGAGACUCUCAUUGCUGGGCCAGAAUAAUGUCCGCUGCUCAAUUCCCGGAAUUGCUGUCGCUCCUGUCGGAGAUCAAGGAGAAGGCCUCUGCGGUGACCCAACGAUGCACGGCUGUGAAGAAAGAGAAUGCCGGCUCCAGUGUUGAUGUAUCCAAGGGAAUCAGUCUUCUUGACGCUAAAGUGCAGCUGCUCAUCAGCUACUUGAACAAUGUGUCUCUACUUGUCCUGAUGAAGCUGGAAGGCAAGCGUAUAGAGGACCACCCUGUGGUGAUGCGGCUUGUCGAGUUGCGCACAGUCCUAGAGAAGAUCAGGCCAAUCGACUUGAAGCUGAAGUAUCAGAUUGAUAAACUGCUCAAGCUGGCCAUGGAGCCUACAGCUGCAUCAACACUAGAUCCACUCCGUGCACGGCCUAAUCCAAAUAACCUUAUUAGCGUGGACGAGAACGGGCAAGACAUUGAAGGAGAUGAAGAUGGUGACAGUGAUGAGGACGGUGAUAAUGAUGCUCUUAUCAAUGGUGACCUGAAUUUCGAAGACCGUGAUGCCGAGGCAGCCGCAGCAGGCCUCUACGUUCCUCCCAGGAUAGCUUCGAUGCCUUAUGAUCUUGAUGAUCAGCGGAAAAAGAAGAAGAAAGACUCGGGCCAAGAUGACAAGCACUAUGGGCUCAAUCGCGUCAUGCUGCAGGAGCUACGAGAUCAAUAUCAUGAUGGCCCAGAGGAGAUGGUGGACUCGUCUGCCAACAAGUCUCGUAAGCGUGGUCGCGAUGAAGAAGAUCAAAUGAGAUACGAAGAGGAUCAUCUGACUCGUCUACCAGGGAAGAAGAAGAAAAAGAGCACUAUCGCGGACGGCCUGUCAGCACUGCACAGUUUUGGAGAGGGGGGCGGUGAAGGCCAGCGGGCGCAGAAGUCGAAGGGCAAGGGCUUCUCAAAGAAGGGUGGUAAGAAAAAGGGAUCAUUCAAACGCAAACGCCGCUAACAUUAAUCAGCACCAGCAGCAGAAGUCACAUUCCUUUAUCAUGAAAUUGAACUUCAAUAUAUUUGAGAGCAAACAGCGAUCAUACUAUUGUUUUUAAUGCUAUGAAUCAAUUCUAUGCAUGUAAAUAUACAAGUAAUAACGCUUGUACAUUAUUAGACAUGAAAUGUUGUGCCGAACUAUGAUAUUCUUUCUCGUGGCACCCACGGUACUCAUAGAUAUGAUCAGACGUUUGGCCAGCCAUUGAGCUGGGAGACGUGAUUACACUUAGAUUCAUCUGAAUAAAAAAAUCCGCAAAUCUUG